GUGCAGAACAUCUCCCAGUCGAUGGAGGUGCUGGAUCUCCGGACCUACCGGGACCUCCAGUACGUGCGCAACACCGAGUCGCUGAUGAAGGGCUUGGACUCCAGGCUGAAGGUGGCUGCUGAGAGCCAGAAGAGCCUCAACACCAAGAGCUUCCAGGCACUCAAGGACAAGAUGACGGAGCUGCUGCCGCUGAUGCCCGUCCUGGAUCAGUACAAGUCGGACACGAGGCUGAUUGUGCACCUCAAGGAGGAGGUGAGGAACCUCUCCGGGAAUCUGCUGGCCAUCCAGGAGGAGAUGGGUGCCUACGACUAUGAGGAGCUGCAGCAGCGGGUGCUGAUGCUGGAGGCACGGCUGCACGCCUGCAUGCAAAAACUGGGCUGCGGGAAGCUGACGGGUGUCAGCAACCCCAUCACCAUCCGAGCAUCGGGCUCCCGCUUCGGGUCGUGGAUGACCGACACGAUGACUCCCAGCGCUGACAGCCGGGUGUGGUACAUGGAUGGAUACUACAAGGGCCGCCGCGUCUUGGAGUUCCGGACCUUGAACGACUUUGUGACGGGGCAGAACUUCGUGCAACAUCUCCUGCCGCAUCCCUGGGCCGGCACCGGCCACGUGGUCUUCAACGGGUCCCUCUACUACAACAAAUACCAGAGUAACAUCGCGGUGAAGUACCACUUCCGCUCCCGCAGCGUGCUGGUACAGCGCAGCCUCGCCGGCGCCGGCUACAACAACACCUUCCCUUACUCGUGGGGCGGUUUCUCCGACAUCGACUUCAUGGUGGAUGAGAGUGGGCUGUGGGCUGUCUACACCACCAACCAAAACGCCGGCAACAUCGUGGUGAGCCGGGUGGAUCCCCAGACGCUGGAGGUCCUGCGUAGCUGGGACACGGGUUACCCCAAACGAAGCGCCGGGGAGUCCUUCAUGAUCUGCGGCACGCUCUACCUCGCCGGCUCCAAGAUUUAUUUUGCCUACUCCAAAAACACUUCCAGCUACGAAUACACGGAUAUUCCCUUCCACAACCAGUAUUCCCACAUAUCCAUGCUGGACUACAACCCGCGGGAGAGGGUGCUCUACACCUGGAACAACGGGCCCCCCCCCCCCUGCCCCCCCCCAGCGCUGGACUCCUCUGCUCUCCCUCCCCAGCUCUUUAUUUUG
Molecule: messenger RNA, 1152 nt
Organism: Eurypyga helias (sunbittern)
Lineage: Eukaryota; Metazoa; Chordata; Aves; Eurypygiformes; Eurypygidae
Gene: OLFM2
Product: olfactomedin 2
Exons: 5
Biological process (GO): signal transduction
Source: RefSeq, a predicted model, not a curated record